CACUUUUCUUAUGGGCAGAUCCGCAACAAAAUCCGUUGCUCGGGUAUAUUGCGACGUCAAUGCUCGGUUAGGUCCUUCGUGGCAUGAAUAUGAUAACCUACAGGUUCAAUGGGGAUCGCAAGAUCAUUACGAGAUAGUUCGAAAAGUCGGGCGAGGGAAAUACUCUGAGGUGUUCGAGGGCGUGAACGUGGUCUCUGAAGAAAAAUGUAUUAUCAAAGUGUUGAAGCCCGUUAAGAAGAAAAAGAUCAAGCGCGAAAUCAAGAUUUUGCAGAAUUUGGCCGGGGGCCCCAAUGUUGUUGCUUUGCUUGAUGUCGUCCGCGAUCCCGCAUCCAAGAUUCCAAGCCUAAUUACCGAAUACGUUCACAACGUCGAUUUCAAAGUCCUAUACCCCCGCUUUACAGACUUGGAUGUUCGCUUCUACAUGUUUGAGCUUUUAAAGGCACUUGACUAUUGUCAUUCAAAAGGCAUCAUGCAUCGAGAUGUGAAACCCCACAACGUGAUGAUAGACCAUGAGCAUCGCAAACUUCGUCUCAUCGACUGGGGCCUGGCUGAAUUCUACCAUCCCAAAACGGAGUAUAACGUUAGGGUGGCAUCCCGCUACUUCAAAGGCCCCGAACUUCUUGUGGACUUUCAAGAAUACGAUUAUAGUUUGGACAUGUGGAGUUAUGGUUGUAUGUUUGCUUCGAUGAUUUUUCGAAAGGAACCCUUCUUCCAUGGACACGACAAUUAUGACCAACUCGUCAAAAUCACGAAAGUCCUAGGCACUGAUGAAUUGUAUUCUUACAUCGACAAAUAUAACAUCAGGCUUGAUUCCCAAUACGAUGAACUUCUUGGAAGAUAUCCAAGAAAACCUUGGACUCGUUUUAUUACCUCGGAAAAUCAGCGUUAUAUUUCGAACGAGGCUAUUGAUUUUCUCGAUAAACUUCUUCGCUAUGAUCAUCAAGAGCGAUUGACAGCACGGGAAGCCCAAUCUCAACCCUACUUUGAUCCCAUCCGGACUGAGAGCCCCGCCACCGCUGUUGAUGGAGAGAGCGACUCAGCGUCCUCAGGAUGAUUGAUAUCCAUGGAUUUCCCGCACUGUAUUCUCCCUACAUGUUUCAUGUACGUCUUAAGUAUCUAUAGAGCUUGUCUUAUCUAGCUUCUCCGAUAAUUCCUUAAAAUAGCGUC
This is a messenger RNA of Laccaria bicolor S238N-H82, 1167 nucleotides long. RefSeq lists its product as uncharacterized. Gene Ontology annotation, cellular component: protein kinase CK2 complex; nucleus; cytosol. The transcript has 8 exons. Lineage: Eukaryota; Fungi; Basidiomycota; Agaricomycetes; Agaricales; Hydnangiaceae. The coding region runs from base 11 to 1054 and encodes 347 amino acids. Gene Ontology annotation, biological process: regulation of transcription by RNA polymerase I; DNA damage response; protein phosphorylation. The record is from RefSeq and is a predicted model, not a curated record. Gene Ontology annotation, molecular function: ATP binding; protein serine/threonine kinase activity.